GCUGUGUCGGCUUUAUGUACCCUACCACACACAUGCUGCAUAAAAUCCCAGGGUCAUUGGAGCGAUAUCGCGCAGUUGGCUAUCUCACAUCAAAUCUCACUGCAGAAGGAACACCCACCCAUUGAAAGAGUCAUGAUAUGAUUCAUUCACAUACAUGCAUUGAUUGAGUCACCUGUCUCGUAGAAUAUAAAGCCUGGAUCGUUAUCACCAUUUGUGAUUGCAUUGAACAACAACCGACUCCUCCAACUCCUUCACAUUCCAGACCACAUCAUACAUCACAAUGGCCACAUCGACGUUUCCUCCUCCACCGGUCAACACCAUUGACUGGACGGACAUUGGCUUCAAAGUCCGUGAAGUGAAUGGCCAUGUCGAAGCCCGCUACUCCUCCAAAACCGGCCAAUGGACCGCUCCAAAAUUCAUCCAAGACCCUUUCCUCCGCCUCCACGGCAUGGCCCCCGCCCUCAACUACGGCAUGCAAUGCUACGAAGGCCUCAAAGCCUUCCGCACCCCAGGCGACGUCUCCGUGACCAUCUUCCGGCCCCGGCAGAACGCCGAACGCAUGCAACACAGCGCGAGUUUCGUCAGCAUGCCGGAGAUCCCCGUCGAACUCUUCCAACACUGCGUGCGACUCGCCGUGAGCCUCAACGCCGCCUACGUACCGCCCCAUGACUCCGGCGCGAGCAUGUACGUGCGCCCCCUGCUCUUCGGAUCCAGCGCCCAGCUGGGCCUCGAUGCGCCCGAGGAGUACACCUUCUGCGUGUACGUCAUGCCCACGGGGGUCUACCACGGCGUGCACCCCGUCGCGGCCCUGAUCCUGGAGGAUUUCGACCGUGCGGCGCCCGAGGGGACCGGCAGCGCGAAGAUCGGAGGGAACUAUGCGCCCGUCCUCAGGCACAGCGGGAAGGCGAAGAAGGAGGGCUAUGGGAUUACCUUGCAUCUUGAUAGUCGCACUCGCUCGGAGAUUGAUGAGUUCUCGACGUCUGGAUUCAUCGGCGUCAUCGGAAACCCCGAGAAGGGAGAGGAUGUCACCGUUGUCGUGCCGGACAGCACGAACGUCAUUAAAUCGGUCACGAGCGACAGCGUCUGUCAGAUUGCGAAACAUUUCGGCUGGAAGGUUGAGCAACGUCCGAUCAAAUACACCGAGCUCCCCUCCUUCACCGAAGUCAUCGCCGCCGGCACCGCCGCCGCCCUCGUGCCGAUCAAGAGCAUCGCCAUGCGCUCCACCAACGACACCUUCCUCUACCAGGGCGGCGGCGACGAGCCGGGCCCCGCGAUCAUCAAGCUGCUGAAGCAACUGCAGGGCAUCCAGCGGGGAUUGGUCCCGGACCCGUUCGGUUGGGUGGAGACGGUGCGCGCGUAUGGCGAGGGCGAGUUCGAGAGGGACGGCGCGGUGGAAGCUCCUGCUGCUGCUGGCGCUCAGGAGAAGGCGUUGAGUGAGUUGCCUUGA
This is a messenger RNA of Dissoconium aciculare CBS 342.82, 1447 nucleotides long. Its product is annotated as branched-chain amino acid aminotransferase II. Gene Ontology annotation, molecular function: branched-chain-amino-acid:2-oxoglutarate transaminase activity. Lineage: Eukaryota; Fungi; Ascomycota; Dothideomycetes; Mycosphaerellales; Dissoconiaceae. Gene Ontology annotation, biological process: branched-chain amino acid metabolic process. The record is from RefSeq and is a predicted model, not a curated record. The transcript has 4 exons. Bases 281 to 1447 code for a protein of 388 amino acids.